This is a messenger RNA of Medicago truncatula (barrel medic), 3396 nucleotides long. Its product is annotated as PHD finger protein EHD3. Bases 449 to 2911 code for a protein of 820 amino acids. The record is from RefSeq and is a predicted model, not a curated record. The transcript has 6 exons. NCBI's taxonomy places the organism in Eukaryota, Viridiplantae, Streptophyta, Magnoliopsida, Fabales, Fabaceae.
AAGUUGAAAAUAAGUUGAAAUAGGCGUCAGCGUCGGUUCCAAAACAACAACAACUCAGAUAAGACUAGCUUUGGCGUAGCAGCGCCACCACACUCAGGCAAGUCCACCGUUUUUCUCACACUCCCCUUUUCACCAAUUUCAUCUUCCAUUUUUACUCAUCACUCUCAAUUUCACUUCUCACCAAUUUCAUCUCCAUUCACCACAACCAAACACAACUCUCUUUCUUUUGUUUUGUCUUUGCUCUCAAUUUUCUUCAUUUUAUUCAGGAGUAAAAGAGUGGUAUGUUUUAACUUGAAUUUCUUUUUUUGAGUGGUUUUUCACUCUGCAACGUUAUUGUCUCAGUAAAUCUGGUGAAAAUCUUGGAUCUUGGAAGUUUUUUUUGGCUUUAAUCUCAAACCCUAAUUUUGUUCUGUUGAGAAUUAGGGUUUUGUAUUUUUGUUGUUUUGAUAUGGAAACUGAUGAAGAAGGAAUGGAAAAUUCUGAUAACACUGAAUGUGUUGAAGGUGUUCGGUGUUUGAAACGGAAAGCCAUUGAUGAUGGGUUGCCAAUUUCCAAUGGAAAUGGUGUUGUUGAAGAGAGUAGGCAUUCGGAAAGUGAAGCUUUGAAUGACUUGGCGAUGUUUGCCAAUGGAAGUAGUGUUGCUGAUGUGGCCGAGGUUUUGAAAAGUUUGAAAAAUGGGCUGAAUGGAAAUUGUGUUGCUGAAGAGGCUCGAGAAUCGGUAAGUGAAGCUGUGAAUGAUGGGGCAGUGUUUUCCAAUGGAAAUAGUGUUGCUGAUGUAGCUGAGGUUUUGAAAAGUUUGAGUAAUGGGGUGAAUGGAAAUUGUGUUGCUGAAGAGGCUCGAGAAUCGAUAAGUGAAGCUGUGAAUGAUAGAACGGUGGUUGCAAAUGGAAAUUGUGUUGCUGAAGAGGCUCGAGAAUCAACAAGUGAAGCUGUAAAUGAUGGGGGGGUGGUUGUGAAUGGAAGUCGUGUUGCUAAAGAGGCUCGAGAAUUGAUAAGUGAAGCUGUGAAUGAUGGGGCGGUAUUUUCGAAUGGAAAUGGUGUUAAUGAAGAGGUUGGAGUCUUGAAAAGUGAAGAUGUGAAUGAUGGGGUGGUGUUUUCGAAUGGAAAUGGGGUUGCUGAAGUGCCUGUGGUUUUAAAAAGUGAUGUUUUGAAUAAUGGGGUGAAUGGAAAUGGUGUUACUGAAGAGGCUGGAGUCUUGAAAAGUGAAGCUGUUAGCAAUGGGGUGGCAAGUUCAGGUGGGUUUGAUUCUGGUGAUGGGGGCUCUGGUGGAGUGACGUGUCUUCGAACUUAUAAGAGGCGAAAGUAUGAUAAGUCGAGUUCAAAAGGCAAAGCGCAGGAGGAUUGUGGAAAAUGCGUGGAAAAUGCGAGUCAUAUAGCAGACCAGGUUGUGAAGGAACCCUUAGAUGCAACUUUAGGCAAUACUGCAGAUGAUUGCGCCCAUAGACAUUGGGGAAACGUGGUACUAAAACAGUUAUACCAGUCAUUAGGCAAUAGCAAUGGUGGCAUAAAGGGGUGCAUAGGGGAAGCACUAAUUCGACAUCAAAGUUGUGCCACUACAGUUAUGCAGGGAACUUCUAAAAUUGGCAAAGAUGGACAAGAAUUCUCUUCACAAUUUGAUCGUUUAUCUCAUAGAACACGAGCUGAAGAUAAUGGGCAUGCAAAUGUCAUGCAAAAUGGAUCUUCUAGUGAACCACAUGGCCAUGGUGUGACUGAGAUGUGUCAGCGUGUGCUCUGCAAUUUAUUAACCUCAGAUAAAUUCAAUUCAUUAUGCAAGAUUUUAUUUGAUAAUUUCCAAGCAACGAAGCCGGAAAGUGUAUUUGAUUUUAGUGUCAUAACCUUAAGGAUGAAGCAGAAAGUCUAUGAACAAUCACCUGAACUUUUCUUGUCAGAUAUUCAACAGGUCUUUGGAAAGCUUCAAGAUACAUUUAAGGAAAUUGUUGCUCUUUCUAAUAGCCUUUCCAAUAUAUCAACAGAUUCCUACUCUAAGCUGGUUGGAAUUUCUGCGCAGAGCACAUCUGAAGAUGAAAAACAAGCGGAAUUGGACUCUCACAUGAAACCGGAGCAAACGGAAGAAUGCGCUGGUUGCAGUAGUUGUGGAGAAAGGGCAGAUGGUACAGACUGUUUGGUCUGUGAUUCAUGUGAGAAGGUGUACCAUUUGUCCUGUAUUGAGCUUGCAGUUAAUGAAAUACCUCACAAAAGCUGGUAUUGUGCUAAUUGCACCACAAGUGGCUUUGGCUCUCCGCAUGAAAAUUGUGUAGUAUGUGCGAGGUUGAAUGAUACAAAGAUGCCGAAGAAAAUAAUUGGUGAUGAAAGCCUCCCUACAAAUGAGGAAACACUUGAUGAAUUUGAUGAUGAUUCAAAUGACUGCUAUGAUGGGAUUCAAAUUUGGACAGGUGGAAAAGAAACACUCAGUUGCAAAGUGUGUGGAAAUAAAGCCAUCAAAGGUGAAAAAAUAAGAAUAUGUGGUCACCCUUUUUGUCCAAGUAAAUACUACCAUGCAAGGUGUUUGACAAGCAAGCAAUUAAAUUCAUAUGGCUAUUGGUGGUACUGCCCUUCUUGUAUAUGCCAAGUUUGCCUCACCGAUCAAGAUGAUUCACGGAUUGUCCUCUGUGAUGGCUGUGAUCAUGCAUAUCACAUCUAUUGCAUGAAACCUCCACUGGAUUCUAUUCCACAAGGGAAAUGGUUCUGCAGAAAAUGUGAUGCUGGAAUCAAGGCAAUAUCCCAAGCAAAAAAAGCGUAUGAGAGUAACCAGCUGAGAACUGGUGAAACUGUUUCAAAGCCAAAUGCUAAUAACAACUGCAACAAUAAAUUUGUAGAAGAAUUGGAAAGUUGUGGUGGAAUGGACAUGCUUUUAACUGCAGCCAAUUCUCUGAAUUUUGAAGAGAAUUUGACCGAAAACCAGUUUGAGUAGAAGAGGACAUGGGUUUUCUUGAAGGAUUUGUGAGCAUUCCGGUUAUUGCUAGUAAUGACUUUAACUUCGUUAACUGUUGAUACCCAACUAUUUUACAUUCUGUGCACUUUUUGGAUGACUGACAUUUUGGUAGGUUGUAUAACUUUGAUAGAUUUCCUGACUUUUGGAUACAUCACAUAGAAAGACCGGACUAUAGAGGGUAAAAAGCAAAAGGCAUAAUCAGAAAUUGUUGUAAGUGCUAUCUGCAAGAGCAAGUAGGUCAGAUACCGUAGUAUAAUGUGGUUGAUCUGAAAUUUAAUUUGCUGCUUUGCUUGUUUCAUGCAGUGUGUAGUAUUUUGGUUUGGGAUGUUAUAGGCUAACAUUUCUCUAAACUUGUACAAUUAAUUUCAUCUAUGCUGAAAAAACAAAAUAUUGAGGAGUUUAAAAAUCAAUCAUUCAUUACCAUUUACCAUUUCCAUAUACAGACUGUUCUGCACCGCCCUCCU